Molecule: messenger RNA, 3027 nt
Organism: Aspergillus affinis
Lineage: Eukaryota; Fungi; Ascomycota; Eurotiomycetes; Eurotiales; Aspergillaceae
Product: glycoside hydrolase family 35 protein
Exons: 7
Coding region: 1-3027 (1008 amino acids)
Biological process (GO): carbohydrate metabolic process
Cellular component (GO): vacuole
Molecular function (GO): beta-galactosidase activity
Source: RefSeq, a predicted model, not a curated record
AUGAAGCUGCGGCACGCGCUGAGUGCUGUCAUAGCUACUGCAGGCUUAGUCGCUCAUUCGACAGCGCAAGACUGGCCGUUGCAUGACAAUGGCCUCAACAAAGUUAUCCAAUGGGAUCACUACAGUAUCCAGGUGAAUGAAGAACGGUUGUUUCUUUGGUCAGGAGAAUUGCACCUAUGGCGAAUCCCUGUGCCCGAGUUAUGGCGCGAUAUCUUCCAGAAAAUCAAAGCCGCUGGUUUCAACGGAAUAGGCCUGUAUGAGCACUGGGGAUGGCACGCCCCCAACAACGAGACCUUGGACUUCGAGACCGGCGCUCAUGAUUUUGCCAAGGCAUUUGCGCUCGCAAGGGAAAUCGGCCUUUACGUUGUCUACCGACCCGGGCCGUACAGCAACGCCGAAGCGAACGGCGGAGGCUUCCCUGGCUGGCUGACGACUGGAGAAUACGGCCCUCUUCGCGAUGAUAGCGAAGAAUAUACAAGGGCCUGGACGCGAUACUCCGAAGCGGUUGCGGAAUAUGUCCGGCCACAUCUCAUCACCAAUGGUGGUCCUAUCAUCAUCUGGCAGAUCGAAAAUGAGUAUGGCAAUCAGUGGCUGGAUGGGGAGUUGAAGACACCCAAUGAGACGGCCAUCAACUAUAUGCAGCUCCUUCAAGACAAACACAGGGAGUGGGAAAUCAAUGUACCUCUAUCGCACAACAACCCCAAUAUGUGGACGCGAUCGUGGUCGAAGGACUACAGCAACGCCGGUGGUGAGGUCGACAUGUAUGGCCUCGAUCACUACCCAGCAUGUUGGACUUGCAACCUGGCUCAAUGUCUCCCUACCAACGGCCAUGUGGAGCCGUACACUGUGUUUGACUACUACGAUCACUUUCAGGAGGUCUCGCGAACGCAGCCCUCCUUCCUCAUGGAGUUCCAGGGGGGCUCGUUCAACCCUUGGGAUGGACCUGAAGGCGGCUGUAAGGAGAACAUUGGACCUGAAUGGGUAAACCUAUUCUUCCGCCACAACCUGGCCCAGAAGGUAUCUGCAGUCAACAUUUACAUGCUUUACGGAGGCACAAACUGGGGUAACAUUGGCUUCCCCGAGGUCGGCACUAGCUAUGACUACUCAGCACCUAUCCACGAAAACCGUCUGAUCGGUGACAAGUACAACGAAGGCAAGCUUUUUGGUCUGUUCAUGCGAUCUGCGCGUGACUUCACAAAAGUCGAGCGAGUAGGAAACGGCACGGACUACGCUACAGAUACUGACAUAUUCACAACGGAGCUCCGCAACCCUGAUACUGGCGCUGCCUAUUAUGUUACCCGCCAUGACUACUCACCAUCUACAGACCUGACCAGAUUCCGUCUUCAUGUUACCACUGAGAUUGGCAACCUAACGGUCCCGAGGAAGGGAUCUAUUACUCUUAAUGGAACAGAGUCGAAGGUUCUGGUCACCGACUUCAGAAUCGGGUCAUCUGGAAAGAAAAUCACUUAUUCUACCUUGGAGGUUCUCGCGGUGAGCGAUCUAGGGGACCGCCAGGUAGUCGUAUUCUGGGCCCCUCAAGACGAACAGGGGGAGUUCUUGCUUCAAAACGCAAAGUCAGGCAAGGUUAUGAGAGGAAGCGGCAAUAAUGAUACGAUCACUAGGACUCGGAACGGACUUGUGACGAACGUCGUCACAGGCACAGAAAAUACCGUCAUUGACUACAGCAACAAUGUCCAAGCUGUUGUGGUUGAUCGCCAGUCCGCUUACAAGUUCUGGGCUCCUACCUUGGAUAACGACCCUCUCGCAUGGGAAAAUUCUACAGUGCUCGUCCACGGGCCGUAUCUCGUCCGCACGGCAGAAAUAAAGGGCAAUACGAUGCACGUCACAGGUGACUGGGACGAGGAGACCGAUAUCGAGAUCUGGGCCCCGAAGAAGGUGAAACAUGUCACUUUCAACGGCUCUAAACUCAAAGCCUCGGUGUCAAAGUACGGAAGCCUGAUCAGCACUCUUCCUGCUCCGGAGGUUACCAUCGAAAGCCUGACUGCCGAUCUGCCCAGCCUUAGUGACUGGAAAGUAGCGGAUAAUCUCCCAGAGGCAGCAGCAGAAUAUGAUGACUCCAAUUGGACUAACGCCGACCAUAUGCAAACCCCCCAUUUCGUUCCCCCUGAUACCUACCCGGUUCUGUUCGCCGAUGAGUAUGGCUACCAAGCCGGCAACAUCCUGUGGCGAGGCCACUUCAAUGCCUCAGAGGAUGAGAUGCCCUCGGGUGCUUACCUUCGUGUCAUCGGCGGUCUUGCAAGUGGCUUUUCAGUCUAUGUCAACGGCGAAUUCCUUGGAUCCUGGCUCGGAUCGAUGUCCAAUAAAACCGGAGAGUUAGAGGUGUCGUUCCAGAAUGCUACCCUCAAGACAAACGAUGAGAACGUUAUACUUGUCAUCCAAGACACUAUGGGCAAAGAGCAGCGUGAGGCUGCACCAGAUCCACGAGGCAUUCUCAAUGCUACAUUGUAUGCUGCGGAUGGCUCGGCUACCAAUUUCUCCUCUUGGAAGGUCGCCGGGAACGCUGGUGGGAACCAUCUCCUCGAACCGGUGCGUGGUACAUACAAUGAAGGUGGUCUACAUGCUGAGCGCCUUGGCUGGCAUCUUCCUGGUUUUGAUGACAGCGAUUGGGAGUCUGGAGCCCCAGUUGACGGAUUCACUGGAGCUGGAUCACGCUUCUACCGGACUGUUGUGCCAUUGGAGAUUCCCAAGGGCUAUGAUGCCAGCUUAGCAUUCCAGUUGCAUACUGAGAAGAAGGCAAAACUUCGGGCUCAGCUCUAUGUCAAUGGGUAUCAGUUUGCAAAGACCUUGCCCUUCAUCUCAAAUGCAACAACCUUCCCCGUGUUCCCCGGUAUUCUCAACUACAAUGGCUACAAUACCAUUGGUCUCAGCAUCUGGAAUAUGGAUGAGGCUGGGGUAUCAGUUGAGGUACAAUGGAAGGUGAUGGGUGUGCAUCGCUCAGCAUUUGAUCCUCUGUUUGAUAGCGAAUACCUGAGACCCGGGUGGAGUGAUCGCUCCCAGUAUGCGUGA